Coregonus sp. 'balchen' is the source of this 3058-nucleotide messenger RNA. The record is from the annotation of a GenBank genome assembly. Lineage: Eukaryota; Metazoa; Chordata; Actinopteri; Salmoniformes; Salmonidae.
AUGUCGCAGUAUUCUGGAAAGGUAAGCAGCACCUGAGUCUUCCUGUAUACACACAGCAUCAGGUAGGUUACCACUGGGACAUAACUGACUGGACAGCCAGGCCAGGUCUCCCUUGAAAAUUAGGUAUUUGGACCUCAAUGGGACUACCAGGUAAAGGUUGGAGAGAACUCCAGCCAAUAAAUAUAUAGGUUUGGGAGUGUACGCAUUUACAGGUAGUGUAGGUGUGAUAAAAUGAGUUUGUACAUUUGAAGGCAAUCCCUGGUGAAAAUGUGAGAUUUGGAGAUUGUUCUAAUCAGUGCCAUCAUUCAGUUUGUCUUGCUUGUAGAAAUGUUAAAUCUGUCAAGGGAGUUAAAAUAUAUAAAAUAUUAUAUCUAAAAGAGCAAGGCCCUUGGAGCAUUUUAUUUAUUUUAUAUUUGAUUUAAACUAUCAGUGGCAGGUAUGGAUAAUUAGUUGGUGGCUGGCCAAUAGGAAUAUACAUACCAUAGUCUUGUAUCCAUACUGCUGCUAAAGUCAACUCUAGUCUUCUAUUAAUACCUAUAGUUGGCUUCAGCACAUAGAUACAGUAUGGAUACAAGACUGCAUGACAAAAUAUAUUUAUCCACUGAACUGACUGUACUACGCCAACACUUACAAAUCCACACCUAGGGCUCUGUUCGCUUCAGCGUUACAGAUUCCGCAAUAGAAAUGUAAAGGUAACUUCCGAUUGAGCAGACAUGCAGCGUUUACCGUGAAUGCAGUCUACGCUAAAGCGGGAACAUUGCGUUUAAAUUUAAAUCACGCUGUAAAGCUGAACUUCCGCGAUGCAGAUUGAAUAGAGCCCCUACACUCCAGUGACAAGGUGUCGCUAUAGCUUCUACCCCCAAGCCAUAAGACUCCUGAACAGCUCAUCAUGGCUACCCAGGACUAUUUGCAUUAUUAUCUAUGCAUAGUCACUUUUACUCUACCCACAUGUACAUAUUACCUCAAUUACCUUGACUAACCAGUGCCCCCGCACAUUGACUCUGUACCGGUACCCCCUGUAUAUAGCCUCCCUACUGUUAUUUUAUUUUACUGCUGCUCUUUAAUUAUUAUUUACUUAUCUAUUUUUUACUUAACACUUUUUUUCUUAAAACUGCAUUGUUGGUUAAGGGCUUGUAAGUAAGCAUUUCACUGUAAGGUCUAUACCUGUUGUAUUCGGCGCGUGUGGCAAAUACAAUUUGAUUUGAUUUGAUCUGAUCCACAUGUCCGUCAAGCCCCUAGCCUGGGAUCCAAACUCAAUCGUUCUGGACCGUUUCACUACAUUUGGCUUUGCGAACAAUAAUGUGAAAUGGAGCAAUUGAGUUUGUAUCCAAAGGCUAUCCCACCAGGACUUCGGUUCACAUACUUUAAGGGUUUGCUUUAGCCUGCCUGCAGUGGCAGCUGGGUGGGGUUUGCGCUUUUGGGAUUUUUCUAUGGGUUACAUUGCAACAGGCAAGCUAAAUCAAGCCCAGUUAAAGUAUAAUGAUGUUAAAUAUUAUUUGAACCCAGGUCUGUUGGAUCCCAGGCCAUCCUACCUCAACCUCCCCACCCUAACUAAUGAACUAUGGUGUUAACCUCCUCUUCUCCACCCACCCAACACAGAUCACCUUCUAUGAGGGAAAAUGCUUCACCGGCAGGCAGCUGGAGGUCAGGGGCGACUGCGAUAACUUCCAGGACCGUGGCUUUAUGAACCGCGUCAACUCCAUCCGCGUGGAGAGCGGCGCCUUCUGCUGCUUCGACCACCCCGACUUCAAGGGACAGCAGUACAUCCUGGAGCACGGCGAAUACCCUGAGUUCCAGCGUUGGAACAGCCACAAUGACCACAUGGGCUCCUGCAAGCCCAUCAAGAUGGUGAGAGAUGGGGUUAAGGGUUAAGGCUUGAAGGGAUAGGGGUUAAGGGUUCAGAAUUGAAGUGAUAGGGGUUAGGGGGUUAAGGUUUGAAGGGAUCGGGGUUAAGGGUUAGGGGGGUGCUAAUGAGGAUGAUGAGAUUGAUGUUAUAGAACCAUUUUCUACUUCAACUCAAAGAUACUUUAGAUUCUUCUCGCUCAUCUUCAUUAUAGCAGUAUUCCAUAUUCGACUAUUGAAAAGCAUGUAUGAAAUCCAAAUGCAGACUCAUGUUAACUCCUCUCUUCUCCUGUGUCUUGCAGCACGGUGAGCACUACAGAAUGGAACUGUUCGAGGCCUGUAACUUCUCCGGCCAGUGUGUGGAGAUCUGUGACGACUGCCCCUUCCUGCAGAGCCGUGGCUUCAGCAAGAACUGCAUCAACUCCAUCAAGGUCUACGGAGAUGGAGCGUAAGUAACGCACCUCUAGCCAAUCACACACACAUAUCAAACUGUGAACGCAGAGAUAAACACAAACUGAGAUACAUUCACAGUGAUUAAACGUUUGGAUCUAUUUUUGUUGAGCCAAGAUAUCCAACCUUUUAGCAUAUGUUAUGUUGGAACAUAAUUGGAACACAUAUGCCAACAAUCUAGCAGGAAAAGCGUAGACGCUGCUGAAUUCCUAAAUAACUAAUACCACUAUUCACAACUGUGGUCCCAACUGGUUUUUUCCCAGGAGGGAGUUGAAUAUUAAAGGGGAAGUUCAAGAUUUUACCACUUGAUGUUAGAUGGUUCCUCACCUUGAAAGAAGUCUAUUUAUUUUUAAAAGCCAAGACCCCUUUAUGUAACAUCAAACCACAUAUGUAGUUGAUUUGAUGAUAUAAGUCUAUGUAAUUGAUUAAUGUAUUCAUUGAAUGGACAUAGUAUAGCUAUUAUCGAACACACAAUACAUUUCUAUAGUUUACUUAAUAUCCAGAUUACAUCAUAUUAAAUUACACAGUACUCAGUAGAUAUAUUUAGACCAUUACCUGUUAUUCCAUCUGCUCUAACAGUGUGUGAAGUGAGCAGGUGUGCGCUCAUUUCUAACCCGUUUCCUUCUGUAGCUGGGUGAUGUAUGAGGAGCCCAACUUCCGUGGCCGCAUGUACAUUGUAGAGAGAGGAGACUACUGCAGUCACAACGAGUGGCAGGCCGAGAACCCCAACAUCCAGUCCAUCCGUAGAGUGGUCAACUACUUCUAA